Aspergillus thermomutatus is the source of this 14247-nucleotide messenger RNA. It is a transcript of the gene sidC, whose product is annotated as nonribosomal siderophore peptide synthase SidC. Lineage: Eukaryota; Fungi; Ascomycota; Eurotiomycetes; Eurotiales; Aspergillaceae. The record is from RefSeq and is a predicted model, not a curated record. Gene Ontology annotation, molecular function: catalytic activity; phosphopantetheine binding. The coding region runs from base 1 to 14247 and encodes 4748 amino acids. Gene Ontology annotation, cellular component: cytoplasm. Gene Ontology annotation, biological process: amino acid activation for nonribosomal peptide biosynthetic process; secondary metabolite biosynthetic process. The transcript has 2 exons.
AUGGCAGGAACAAGCCCCGCGGAUGACCCAACGGAAACAACAAUUACAAACCACAUCAACGGCUCUCGCAGUGAUGCUUCACCUGGAUCCAGUGUGGUUGGAGUUGUUCCUGUGACAAAAAUACCUGCUCUAGACACUAUCGACCAAUAUGCAGUUGAACGACCAACGGUCGAUUCGAUUGGGCAAAGUCCCUGGUUAAAGAUCGGCUCCAGCGAUGUUAGCGGAGAUCUCGCAAUAGCAUUGAUCGAAGGAUACGCUCGAUUUGUAUGCGCGUUCACUGGUCUCGAUGAUAUUGCUUUUGCCGUCUCGCGCCAGCCUUCAACAGGAUCUUCGCAGACUCUCAUAUGCGCUUCCGUGACCGUGACUGAAGAAAAGGAGUGGUUGCAGUCAACACAGCAAUGCGCAGUGCGCGAACUCGACUUUUCAUACUACAACCGAGACGAGGUUCAGUUCGUUCUGGACUUGGCUUUGACUAGUGGUCCUGAGAACGGAAACACAGAUCUGAGCUCGUUCGCAGAGAGAAACUGUCUCUCGUUGUACGUUCGGGUUUCCAAUGACGACAUACGGAUCAGUUUUACUUAUCCAAAGCGACUGAUCCCUGAUGCAGCGGUGAGCCAGCUGCUGAAGACGAUUGCGUUGCAUAUCAGGCAAUCCAUUGGAUGUCUUCAAUCCAAAGGAGUCUCGGCGGAUGAUCAAACUCCUGACUUAUCUAUCCUUAAUUUUCCGCCUCUGAUGGUACCCCCUCGACGAGACGAUGAUUCAGCGCCGCCGCACCGUUCCAAAUCAUUCCUUCUUCAUUCUGCUUUCGAGGGCUGGGCCCAGAAAAGCCCUAGUGCCAUUGCACUAGACUUCGUUCGUUCUUUACCAUCGGCCAACUCUACCGCCGAGCAUAGCACCCUAACCUAUGCCGCUCUCGAUGCUGCAGCCACCUACCUGGCAAUUCAUAUCAGAACGCUCCUUUCAGACGGCACGCACAACACUGGCAAUCGCAUCAUUCCUGUCUAUAUGUCAACUUCGCCUGAGCUCUACAUCUCAUACCUCGGAAUCCUUAAAGCCGGUUAUGCAUUCUCUCCCAUUCCCAAAGAUGCUCCAGCUCAGCGAGUCCGUGAUAUUCUUCGGGAUAUCGACUCCUCCGUGAUACUUGGCAACACUGAGGAACCGUCAUCUGGGCCAUGGUUCCCAGACGCAGGUGAUGAAACAAUAUCAAAGCCAAUUUGGGUAAACGUGGCUGAGGUCUCCAGAUGGAAGCACUUCUCUGGAGGGCAUGCUGCAAUUCCAAUACAAGACAGAUGUUUCGAUCCUCCCGACAUCGAUCACAAUCAGAUUGCCUACCUUCUUUUCACAAGUGGCUCCACCGGUAAACCCAAGGGUGUACAAGUCAGUCAUCUUGCAGUAACCUGUUCGAUCGAGUCCCACGCUACAGCCAUCCCACUUCCUGGCACCUCGGCUGGCGAUUUCCGGUGGUUCCAAUUCGCGUCCCCUACUUUCGACCCGUCUCUCAUGGAGAUAUUCGUCACGCUGGGCAGUGGCGGAACUCUCUGCUCGGCACCUCGGAGCCUGACGCUUACUGACCUGGAAGGAACAAUCAACGAGGCCAGAGCAACCGUAAUGAUGGCAACGCCAAGCCUAGCAGCACUUCUUCGACCCUCCCGAUUGACUACCCUUAAAUCUUUGUGGACAAUGGGAGAAAAGCUCAAUCGGACAGUCAUCGACAACUUCUCUCAAAAGGCGUACAACAACGACGCGAACGGGCACUCUGUCCCGGCGACAAGGAUGCUAGUCAACGCAUAUGGUCCCACCGAAGCAGCAAUCAACUGCACAUUCCUCGCACCAGUCGAGUAUCACACCCGUGGAUCAAUCAUUGGCGAGGCACUUCCCACAUGCGCAAUGUUUGUCCUCGACCCAACCUCCCAUACCCCUAAAGCAACUCCAGCUGGUCUCGCUGGAGAGCUUGCGAUCGGAGGGCCUCAGGUCAGCCAAGGCUACUUGAAUCGCCCCAAAGAAACUGCGAAAUCCUUUGUCCAAAGUUCUGACUACGGAUACCUCUACCGAACAGGUGACAUGGCUCGCAUUGUCUGGGAUGAGAAAGGCGCACAAGUCAUUGAGUUUCUUGGGAGAAUCACAUCUGACCAGGUGAAGAUCAGCGGUCGUCGAGUUGAGUUGGGGGAGAUUGAGUCUGUCCUUACCACCUUGACGGGAGUGCGAGAGGUUGUGUCGGCAGUCUCCAAGCGUGAUGCAACGGUACAAGGCAGUGAGGAAAUUGUGGCAUGCAUUGUGACGGACUCGCCUGGCGAGGACGCAAGACGAGAAUUUGUCCAAUUGGCAGAUGAAAGAACGCAUCGUCAUCUUCCUGCAUACAUGUGUCCAUCGUCUUAUCUCUUCUUUGACUCACUCCCGCGAUCAAGCUCUGGUAAGGUCGACCGUAAAGCUAUCGACAGCAUGCUGCAACAAGGCGAAGAUAGUGGUAUCAAGUUCUACCUCCCUUCGAACAAGGUUUCGGAAGCGCGGGAGACGGCGCAGGAUGAUUGGGAUGCCCUUGAUAAUGAGAAAGCUCUGGAGCUACGAAAUCUUGUCCUCAGUCUCAUUUCGACAACCACUGGCGAGGAGCCCUCUGUGAUUAAACCCAGCACGAGUCUCUAUUCGCUGGGCUUGGACUCUCUGGGCGCGAUGCGAUUAUUACAGAAGCUGAGAGAUCAAUCCAUUGACCAUUUAUCGGUGGGCGAUGUACUACAGUCAGAUACCAUAAAGGGGCUACUUUCACUCAUUCUGAAUGGUAAAGCAAAGCUAGAAGGGCUUACCAAUGGACAGCCGGCGAAUCACCCAUCUAUGUUCUUGACGCAGCAGCUGCAAGCGUUUAACGAUACGAACCGCUCGACAUGCGCUGAAAGGCUUGGAAUAAGCCCAGAGAGAAUUCAGACCGUCCUACCCACUACGGAAACGCAGUCUGGUAUGCUAACGAGCUUCCUACGUAGCUCAGCCGAUAGCUCGUUUGCUACUCGGUCCUACGUCUAUCAUUCUGUCAUUUCACUCGAGCCUUAUGUGGAUAUUGAGCGGCUGAAGAAGGCCUGGGAGUCAGUGAUCAGAAGUUAUGAUUCCUUCCGAACGAUUUUCUGCUGGCUUGACGAUGACAUGGCUCCCUUUGCGCAAUGUAUUCUCAAAGAAGAUGCAGAAUCGGCACCGAACUGGGCUGUCUACCAUACUCCCGGGGAUUCCACGCAGAAAGAUGUCCUGAUCAAGGCUCUUCGAGAGGCAGAAAACACAAUUACCCUGGAGCGCCCCCCAUGGAAGCUAUCAUGGCUCGAGGGGUCAGAGGACAAGGGUAUCAUAUUGAGCAUGUUUCACGGCAUAUUCGAUGGGGGCUCGUUGCAACUUCUCUUGGAAGACGUGUCGUCGGUUUAUGGUGGACAGCCACCAGCACGCCGAACCUCGUUAGAGCAUGUUGUUAAACACCAUUUUCAGACAAAUCAAACAGCAACAUCGAACUUUUGGAGAGAAUAUCUGAAUAACUAUUCGCCAAUUGCUUUCCCUUCUCUGACCGCCUACCGAACUCCAGCUGUUAAGAUCACGGACUGCGUCGAAAUGACGGCUCGCACAACCCAUGAUAUUCUCAAGCGACGAUCGAGAACAAUCGGGUCAACACCACUUUCUGUCCUUCAGGCGGCCUGGGCCUGUCUUCUACUCGCGUAUACUGGAACCCAAGAUCAAGACGUGGUCAUGGGUAGUGUUGUAUCUGGACGUUUCGAUCCUGACUCCGAAGUUUGCGUUGGUCCGACUUUCACGACGAUUCCUGCUAGGUUGGCGCUCGGGCAGAUUCCUAAGGCUGGGGGAAGAUUGUGGACAAACAAAUCUGUUGUGGCUCAUUUGGCGAGUCUGAACGCAAAAACAUUAUCGCAUCUGCAACCACGUCUCGGAUCAUUAGUCACCGCCGAUGGUAGGCUUCCCUAUGACACGAUUCUUGCCUACCAGGACUUCAGCGCCGGCUCCAGCACUAGUGGUCUAUGGAAGUCAAUCGAUCAUCCCCCAAUGGCGAACGAUUACGCCGUGAUGAUUGAGGUUUGGCCUGCUGCAGACUCGUCGUUGACCAUGCGCGCAAGCUUCCAUCUCUCUCAAAUGGACCGCGACGGGGCCGAGAUGAUGCUCCAUCAAUUGGACGACAUCGUUGCUUUUAUCCUUGAGAAUCCGGAAGGAGAUUUCGAGAAUGCUCUGUUGUAUACCCGUUCUCACCUCAAGGCAGUAUACAACCCAAUGCCGAAGAUGGCCGAUGAAGUUUUCGACGGAGCUCUGAUACACACCAAAUUUGAGGAUCAUGCCAAUUUACAUCCAGAGGACAUGGCGCUUUUAUUCAAGUACGACCUCGAUGAUGACCAUAAUCCGCGAAACAUUUCAUGGUCGUACGGGGAGCUUAACGCACGGGCUGAUCAUUUGGCAUCAUACCUUUGUGAGACAUACGGACAAUUGACAAACACAGUGAUACCCGUUUGUAUCGAGAAAAGCCCCGCGAUGUAUAUUGCCAUUCUGGGUAUCCUCAAGGCUGGCGGCGCAUGGUGCCCUAUUGAUACAUUUUCCCCCGCACAGCGUCGGCAUGAUUUAAUUGAACGAACUGGAGCCAGAGUGCUCCUCGUUUCUAGUGAGGAUGGAGCGCAACCGAAGGAUGCCAUUCCCGUUGAUAUCGAUGUCGUUGAUGUUAGUAAAUACGCUGAUCCGCUGGUCAGUUGGCCGAGCAUCGACCGAGGCAGCUCAAAGAAGCUGUCAAGUCCGGCGGGCAUAUCAUACCUGAUCUGGACGAGUGGAACCACUGGUGCUCCCAAGGGCGUACCGAUUACGCACUCGGCUGCCGUGUGCAGUUUCAAGUCACUCAGGAAGGACAUCCCAUCUGACGUUUCUGGCGGCGUUGUGCGAUGUUUGCAAUUUUCUCAGUACACGUUCGAUGUGUCAAUUCAGGACAUCUUCUAUACCUGGAGCUUGGGAGGGGUGCUGAUCUCUGCAACUAGAGAAAUCAUGCUUGGGUCAUUCGCAAAGCUGGCGAAUACCACGCGAGCAACCCAUGCGCAUCUGACCCCUGCCUUCGCCGCUGGUGUCCCGAGAAAAAGCUGUGAAACGCUGGAGGUGAUUACCAUGAUCGGCGAGAAGCUAACACAGCCCGUUGCCGACGACUGGGGCACGGAUAUGAGAGCCUAUAACACCUACGGCCCGGCGGAAGCGACAAUCGUCUCUACCGUGCGAGAAUUUGGAAAUGAGUGCAUGAACAUCAAGAGCGCCAAUAUUGGCUGGCCCCUGGAAAGUGUCUCGGUUUUCGUCACGAGGAAUCGGCAAAUUGUGAUGAAGAAUGCCGUUGGGGAGUUGGCGCUGGGCGGUCCACAACUUUCUCCGGGAUACUUGAAUCAAGAGGAUGUCACCAAGGCGAAGUAUGUUUGGAGCGACGAAGCUCGACAGAUGCUGUACUACACGGGCGAUCUUGUUCGGAUGCUCGCUGACGGGUCACUGGAGUAUAUCAAUCGUGUUGACGACUUGGUGAAACUUGGCGGUAUUCGUGUUGAGUUGAGCGAGAUCAGCUUCUCCCUCGGCGGAUGCCACCCACUGGUUGAUAAUAUCGAGACGCUCGUUGUUAACCGGCCCGAUCGGCCGAGCAAGGUUGUCGUUGCUUUCCUCUCUGCACCAAAUGCGGCCGAAGGCGAUGCGAGCGACGGUCUUCUACUACUCAACGACACCGCUCUCGAGAUUGCUCUCUCUACACGCGAGAAGGCGCAUACGGUUCUCCCCGCUCACAUGAUUCCGUCCGUAUACCUCGUAGUCAAGAGGAUUCCUCGUACCCAGUCCGCUAAAACAGACCGCCGCGCGCUCCAAGCUGCAUAUGCUUCAGUGGAUAUCGAGAACUGGGAAACACGGAUGAAUCCUGAAAACAAUGCUUUAGGCCACCCGGCGGACGACCCAGUAACAUCCAGUGCGAUAGAAAAGAUUGUGCAAACGAUAGCCUCGCUUACCAAUAUUUCACCUUCGAUCAUAACUAAAAUGAGCAGGCUCAGAAGUCUAGGUAUUGACUCUAUCCACGCAGUUCGUCUCGCAUCAAGGCUCAAUGAGGCCGGGUAUCAACUUUCUUUCAUUGAAGUCCUCAACUGUGUCACAGUACAAGAUUUGAUCAGAUUAUCCACAUCCUCUCGCGAGGUUCGCAGAGCGCCGGCUGCUCAGUUCGACAUGAACCUUUUCAAUGACCAGUGGCACAACAUUGUGGCCCCGAAAGUGGACGACGAGUUUUUCACUGUGCGAGCAACCCCCAUCCAGGAGAGCCUGCUUAGUGAGACAAUGGGCACUUACAACCUGUACUGGAGUAAUCACUUCUUCUCUCUUGAGAGGUCUGUUGAUGUGACACGGCUGAAGCAAGCUUGGUUUGCACUUUGCCAAAAGAACGAGGCCUUGCGGACUGGGUUCAUUCCUGUUGCCGAGGUGGAUAACAGUCCUCGCAAGGACGAACUGGACUUCUCCAUCUUGCAGGUCAUUUACGAUCACUCCACUCUUGAUUGGGAGUAUACAGUGUGCGAAGAGCAUGAGUGGGAUCGAUUACUUCACUCUCGCAUUGAAGGUGUCAUGAAGACACACCAGAAGACUUAUUUCAGGCAGCCCCCCUGGGCAGUUACUGUAUUGGACAAGGGUGUAGAACGGGUCAUGGUGCUGACUAUUCACCAUUCUAUACAUGACGGGCCAUCUUUAGAUCUGAUGGAAAAGGAUUUACGUUCUGCAUAUACCGACAAGCCACCCUCCAGAUACCAACUUAGUAGCGCGCUUUCCAAGAUCCUUCCAACAGAGGAAAUGGUUGCUGGGACCCGCAGCUUCUGGAACGCUGAGCUUCAGAAAUUCUCUGAGCUUGAUGUCCCCGCCUGGCCGGACUUGACUGGGAAGAGGACACAAGAGAGCGCCGCGCAGGAGCACAAUCUCAUCUCAGAGCAAAUACCCCUGACGGAGCCUCUUGCAAAGCUUCGAUCCCUCUCAGCCGAGCUCGGUGUCUCCUCCAUUGCUUCCCUCAUUCGUGCGGCGUGGGGUUUCGUAUCGCUGAGUUACCUUGGUAUUCCGGCAACUGUGUUUGCGGAGACAAUUUCUGACCGUGUGCUGCAUGCUGACCUCGAGAAUGGCAUUGGUCCCUUGAUUUCCGUUGUGCCAGUGCCAUUUAACCCAACAGGAACUGCCCGGGAGGUUCUUGCAGAACAGCAGCGUGUCUCUGCUCAAUCGAGGAAGUACCGCCAUAUACACGCUCGCGAGGUGCGCAAGAUGCUCAAACGGCCUCGUGGUGAGCCCUUGUAUCCGGCAGUAUUCACCUUUCACCCGGCGGGUGCAGAGGCGAACGUCGCUGCUGACAAUGGUCUGUGGCGUGAGCUUGAGGAUCGAAUUGGGUUGCACGUUGAGCACCCUAUGGCCUUCAACGUACUGCAAAAUCCUGACGGGUCCCUGGUUCUAGAAGCGUCUUCUGAUGCAUCUCUCAUGAACCAUAAACACCUGUCUGUCUUUGUUCGCCAGGUUGACAGUCUCGUCAGCGCGAUGUUGGCGAACCCAGAUAAGGAGCUACGGGAACUGGUCAAUCACCUUCCCCCUUUGCUCAAAUCAAAAUCGUCGCAGCGUGUUAGUGAGGCAGUUAGGAAUUCAGUUAACAUCAGCCCAACGCACUGGCUGGAGCUCAAUGCCAGGGAACAUCCGGAGUGGACAGCCGUCGAAGUGGCCAGCAGCAUCAGUGCCAGCGGCAUCGAGAAGCAAAGUAUGAGCUACGGUACGCUGAAUGCUGCAGCGAACUGCGUGGCGGCCUUCAUCGCCUCGCUGGGAUACAAAAAUAGAAUGAUUUCUGUUUGCGCUGGACGAAAUCUUCCGUCGUACCCCGUCAUCGUCGGUAUCUUCAAAUCAGGAAAUACCUAUCUCCCCAUUGACGACAACCUUCCAAAUGAUCGAAAAGCAUUUCUCAUCGAGGAUGGCAACUGCCCGCUUGUCUUCACCGAGUCGGCAUUUGCGGCUACAUUCUCCGAUGUCCCCGAAACGUGCCGUGUGAUGUGCAUUGACGAUCCCUCCUUCGUUGAUUCCCUGGCAGGCAUGCCGACUGACAAUCGGGCGUAUCCAAGUGACCCACAAGACAACGCCUACGUGCUUUACACGUCAGGCUCUACAGGGAAGCCUAAGGGUGUCAUGGUGUCAAGGGCGAAUCUGUCGUCAUUUAUCGAAUCGUUCUCGGAAUUCGUUUGUCGAGUGGCGCCAGCCACACUGGAACUUGGUGGUCGAGGUCGGUAUCUUGCACAAGCCAGUCGAGCGUUUGACGUCCAUCUCUUAGAAAUGUUCUUCCCCUGGCGUCAUGGCAUGGCCUCCGUAACUGCUGCGCGAACAAUGCUUUUGGAUGAUCUGCAGUUGACAAUCACGAAGUGGGGCAUUACUCAUGCCAGUAUGGUGCCGUCCUUGGUUGACCAGACAAAUCUACGGCCAGAACUAUGCCCAGAACUGAAAUACCUGAGUGUUGGAGGGGAGAAGAUUUCGAAGAGAGUAUUGGACACUUGGGCUGGCUUGCCGCAUGUCGCCCUGGCCAAUGCGUAUGGACCAACGGAAGUCACUAUUGGUUGCACAUUCGCCCAUGUUGGCAAAGAGACCACCAUUCGGAAUAUUGGGCCUCCCUUGAGCGCCUGUACUUGCCACGUUCUAAUCCCCGGAACCGUGAACUACGCCCUUCGUGGUCAAACGGGAGAACUGUGUUUCACCGGUGACCUUGUGGGCAACGGAUAUCUAAACAGACCGGAUGCGACUGGCUUUGUGCAAGGCCCUGGCGGCGAAAAGAUGUACAGAACCGGGGACAUUGGUCGCCUGAUGAUUGAUGACACUGUGGAAUAUAUUGGUCGCGGCGACGACCAAACCAAGAUCCGCGGGCAGCGGUUGGAACUCGGGGAGGUCUCAGAGGUUAUUCGUUCCUCUUCUCCCGUCGAGAUUGGUGUAGUCACCACGGUUGCGAAGCAUCCCAGUCUCGCGAGAGCGCAGCUAAUCUCGUUUGUUGCCCGAGCUGGUGACAAGAGCCGUCAGCGUAGCGGAGAUGCCACCUUAAUUCACUCUGACUUGGCAACCUUGUGCAAGGACCUUCGGGACGCCUGCAAGCGAAAGCUGCCAGACUACAUGGUUCCCGAGAUCAUCCUGCCAAUCACAUAUAUCCCACUGGCACCAAUGUCAGGGAAGGCAAAUAUCAAGCAGCUGCACGGCAUCUUCUCAAGCUUGCCCCUUGUGAGCAUUCUACAAGGAAACAAUCCAGGCACUAGCGACACUGCUGCUUUCACUGGUAGACCUUUGACUUCCGAUGAAGAAGCUGUAGUCAACGAAAUCUGCGCUGUGAUCAAGAUCCACCAGGAGAGUAUCAAUCCAUUAACAAACAUUUUUGAGAUCGGCCUGGAUAGCUUAAGCGCAAUCAGCUUAUCGGUGAAGCUCCGGAACAUAGGAUACGACGCUACUGUCGCCCUUGUGAUGGGCAACCCGGUAGUCGAGCAGCUUGCUCAGCUCCCCAGAAGCUCAACCAAGGCCGCAACAGAUCCGCGCAAUGCAGAGUUGAUGAAGAGACUCUCUGAGCUCGAGGCCGAAUACCACAGGAACUAUACCUCAGCUGCAAAUUCCGGUCAGGUAGUUGUACGGCCAUGCCUUCCUCUUCAGGAGGGUCUAGUCGCCCGCUCCAUCAACAGCGAAGGGGAUCAGCUCUAUGUCAAUCAUAUUGCUCUCGAGCUCGAUCCUGGUCUCGAUUCUGAGCGAUUGAGGUGCGCAUGGCAAGCUACUGCUGACAAUAAUGAGAUCCUCCGGACUUGCUUUGCUCCUUUGGAGAAAGAGAUCGUUCAAAUUGUUUUCACUCCAGGCCGUCCAAUAUCAUGGACGGAGGAAGAAUACGACAGCCUCGAGCAAUCCAUUACGCUGCAAAGAGCGAAGCAGCAACAGAUUUCUCGCGGUAUCAUCGAAAAUAUCACAGAUGUCCCACCAGUGCGAUUCCACUUGGCAACGUCAUCGUCGUCGAAACAUUCAUUGGUUUUGUUCAUUGCAAUUCACCACGCUCUCUAUGACGGCGAAUCGUUCUCGAUGCUCAUCGAGGACGUCGCGGCGCGCUAUGUAGGAGAGCCUGUGCUCCAGCGAGGCUCACCAGCCGCUUUUAUCGAGCAUGUAUAUGGUCAGAAUCUGGAGAAGGCACGGCAACACUGGGCGAGCGCGUUCAGUGAUUGUCGGCCUACAAUCUUCCGUGUGGACACUGGUGCUGUAGAGGAGACUACCUUCGUGAACAAAAAGCUCCGUGCCGGCCUGGCUGAUUUGGAACGUCGUUCGGCCAAUUUGCACAGUACAGUCCCGUCCCUGAUGCAAGCACUCUUUGCCCUUCUCCUGGCUGAUAAAGUCAACGCGUCCGACGUCACUUAUGGACUUGUCCUCUCCGGUCGGGCUGUGGCAGUCCCCGGUGUGGAUUCCGUGCUCCUGCCUUGCAUUACGACCAUUCCGGGUCGAUUGAAUACCAAUGGCUUGUCAACUGUCGCUGAGGUUGUCGCGUACGUUCAACAAUCAAAUGCCCGGUCCCUUGAGUAUCAACACACCUCGCUGCGCCGUAUUCAACGUUGGCUGAAGUUGGAAAAGCCUGUCUUCGACUGCCUCUUCUCCUACAUCCGCAGCACACCAGCACUCAAGCACAAAUUGUGGGAGGAGCUCGAGAGUAACAUGCCUUCCGAGUACCCCCUUGCCGUUGAGAUCGAAGCGAAUCAUGCUAAGGACGAAUUGUACGUUCAUUGUGGCUUUUCGGCAUCGUUCGGUUCAGUCGACCGUGGGCAAGAAUUUGUUGAGAAACUCGACGCGCUGUUGUCAACCUUCUUGUCUGGAGACGACAUUGCGUUGGACAGCUUCAGUCUUGCUGGUUCUGGAGCUCCUGGCUCACGCGAAUCUGCAGUGAAAUGGGAGGAAACAGAUUGGUCUACGACUGAGACAAAGAUUCGGGACAUCACGGCGACUUUCUGUGGUCUCGACGUGGUGAAUGUGUCGAAGGGAACGUCAUUUAUCAGUCUCGGUAUUGACUCGGUGACCGCUAUCCAAUUUGCACGGAAGCUCCGCGAGCUGCAGUUUAGAGUUGCACCGUCAGAUAUCAUGCGCUUCCCGUGUGUUGGCGCGUUAGCCAAACACAUUGACGAGCGUCCAGCUGGGGGACACCAGGCAGUACGCCCCGAAACCAAGAAGGCCAGAGUCUCGCUUGAGGCUUACCGUGACAACGUUCGUCUUCUUAGUGCUGGAGAUUCAAUCGCGGCAAUGUUUGAGUGCACGCCUCUGCAAGCGGGCAUGAUCACUCGGACACUUGGAUCUGACUCUCAAGUUUAUGUACACCCCCACAUUGUUCGACUCACUAAUGGCGUCGACAUUGAUCGCCUCAAGAAUGCUAUUGCAGAGGUCGUCUCGAAAAACGAUAUUCUCCGUACUUCGUUCCAUCCUAACACUGAGAAUGGAGUGAUCUGGGUUGGUGCGGUGCACACAAAUCCUCCUCUCCAGUGGAAGGAGAUCACACUGGCCUCGAACGCGGAUGUCCUCGCCGAGAUAACCUCCCUGUCCUCUUUCCGGGAAGAGGCCGAUUUUGAGACUCCACCACUCAGAUUUGUACUGGCUCAUCAGGGAAAUGAGACGCUUUUUGUUGUGCUCAUGCAUCAUGCUCUUUAUGAUGGUGCCUCAUUGCCUCUCCUCUUCGACGAUUUGGCCGCUGCUUACCACGGCCAAGCUAUGGCACAGCGGCCUCAAUUUUCUGAUAUUGCCCCCCACAUACUGGAUGGUCAGAAUGACUCUUGCGAUUUCUGGACAAAGAAACUGGCUGGUUACGAGCCUGUCGAGAUUCCUGCUCUCACUUCUUCGGAUGCUACUGAGCGCAUGCUCCUUUCAGAGCGCAAAAUUGGCCUUGACGUGGGCAAGGUUGUUGAAAGGUGCAAGGCCAUGGAGGUAACCAUUCAAAGUAUCGCCCUCUUGGCUUAUGCAAAGGUCGUCGCUUGCCUGUUCGGGAAGCGCGAUGUGGUCUUCGGUCAAGUCCUCGCUGGUCGCUCAUUACCAGUUCCUGGUGCCGAGCAGACCAUUGGCCCGCUGUUUAACACUGUAGCUCAGAGAGUCUCGUUUGAGCCUACGUUCUUGAGCAACCGUGAGAUGGCCCAACGAGUCCAACAGCUUACCUCUGAGUCACAGAUUUUUCAGCACGCGCCCUUGAAGGAUGUGCAGAAGGCUCUGAGGCAAGAACAUAGCAUGGAUGCUGCCUCACUAUUCGACACACUCUUCGUAUUCCAGAAGAGUGCUGACAUUGGGACUAGGCUGGAUGAACAACAGAUUUGGAGACCUUUCGAGACAGAUGGAUACGCUGCGCAGGCUGAACAUAAACUCAAUUUGGAGGUAGAUCACGGCCAAGAAGCUAUUACCAUCAGCGCCUCGUGCAACGGUCGCUACAUGUGCCAACAAGCGCUUGAUCAGUUUAUGAUGGACUUCUGUGAAGCAUUCCGAGACAUCAUUGAUCAUCCUACCAGAUGCGCCACUGCUGCGCCGGAGCGACUUGGUGGACUACCUCUUCGAUUGUCCAAGACUAAGAAACCAGAACGAGGUGAAAGCGAGACUGACGCACCUGCACACGAGUCGAUUGUUCGUGAUGUCCUCGCUGAGGUGGCCGGCGUUCCAGUUGACAGCAUCAUGCCAAACACCAGCAUUUACAAUAUUGGUUUAGACUCAUUGUCUGCCAUUCGCAUCGCUUCCAUUUGCCGAAGCAGAGGAUUAAAGGCAGGUGUGGCUGAUAUCCUUCAAGGAAACACUCUACGAGGUAUCAGUUCACGGAUUGUAUCAACGGUCGAGAAACGCAUUCAAACCCAAGAGCCCCUGAUUGAAGAUUAUGAAGCCGUGGAAAAGACAGUUCUUCAGCGGCUCGAGCUAAUCAAGGACGCGGUCGAGACCAUCCUGCCGUGUCUCAGUGGUCAGCUGUACCAUCUUGCCAGCUGGUUGAAGUCAGGACGAACCUUGUUCGAACCUGCUUGGUCUUACUACAGCAUUGAACGUAUCGAUAGUGCUAAGCUUGAGAAGGCGUGGUAUCAACUACGUCAACGACAUCCUAUUCUAAGGACUUGCUUCGCGGCAACUUCACCAUCAAUGGCCAUUCAGAUUGUGCUCAAACAGGCACCACGGAACGCGGAGAUAUUCAAGGUCAUCGAGUCUCCCGCUUGCAUUGAAGAAGCGGCCAAAACCCAGGCUAGGGAAGAGGCGUUGAAUGCAUCAUCUUUGUUUGUUCCUCCUGUCCGCCUCCGUCUUCUGAAGGCUAGCGACAAGGACGGAAUCCAAGUUUUCAUCAAUCACGCUGCAUACGACGCAUGGACAAUGCCGAUGUUUGUCUCUGAGCUCGCACUGCUGUACCGCGGGGAGUCAGUCAAUUCAAAUCCGGACUUCCCCUCUUUCGUCGAGCACGCCACACGGUCUUUGCGAGAAGUGGACGAAGAAACCUACUGGUCUUCGCAGCUUGGCUCCAGCGCUCCAACGAUCAUCAAGCCCAAGGAUCAGGAACUACCCAGGCAAUCAUUUGUCGGCGCAUGGGAGAAGGUCAAGAAUCUGUCUCAACUGGAAAGCAACUGUCGUUCUGUAGGCCUCAGUCUACAGACUGUAGUCCUACUGGCCGUGUCCCGCUGUCUUGCAAGAAUGACCGGGGUGCAAAGUCCCACCAUCGGCUUGUACCAGACAGGUCGCUCAGCCUCGUUCAAUAACAUUGAGAAUAUAUUAGGACCUUGUCUGAAUGUUACGCCGUUUACAUUCCCCAGCCCAGGAGCUGAAAGCAACGUGGUAGACGAAGUGCGAGCAAUUCAAGCCUCCCUUGCAGAACGUGUGCUAUACGAGCAGAGCUGCCUACGCGAUAUCCUAGUGAGAUGGGCUAGUACCAAAGGUAGAGGACCACUGUUCAACACCUGGGUUAACCUCCUCUGGAUGCACCAGGCACCUGCUCGAGGUGACGCGGAUCUCUUCCAGCCUCUGCGGAUCGGGGUGCCAACGGACUUCAUACCCGAUUCCCCGUUACCGGACCCAAGCGGGCAGGCUACCUCCGUCUCGGCGUUGGAUACCGCAUACCUGCCUGCUGAGAACCUUUAUAUUGAUAUUGGGCCUGAUCCUAGGACGGAUACCAUCGGGUUUGGUGUCCGCGUGGAAGGUGGACUUUUGACGGAGGCGGAGGUGCAUGAGAUGGUGGAUGAUGUCAGUGGUGAGAUUGAAGGGAUUAUGGCUGCAAUUCGGUGA